Molecule: messenger RNA, 1569 nt
Organism: Bactrocera latifrons
Lineage: Eukaryota; Metazoa; Arthropoda; Insecta; Diptera; Tephritidae
Product: myb/SANT-like DNA-binding domain-containing protein 1
Exons: 4
Coding region: 581-1246 (221 amino acids)
Biological process (GO): positive regulation of DNA-templated transcription
Cellular component (GO): nuclear body
Source: RefSeq, a predicted model, not a curated record
UUAAAGUAAUUGGUUGGUUGGACACACGCCAUGGACUAGUGAUUCAUGCUACCGAUUCAUCACUCAUCAAAUAUUUAUGCCGUUUUUGCUUAUCUAUUGUGCCAGUACAAAUUUUCGUUAUAUUCACGAUUAAAAUCUAUUUUAUCAGAAGACUUUGGUGUUUAUUGUAAAAUGCUAUCCUUAAACAUGGCGUUUACUAUGGAAUUAAAAUUGAAUAUGCAUGACAUCCAUAUGCGUUAGCGAAAACGCAAGGGUGGCAAUGCGUUUAGUUGCGUUGCCAUGCUCACAACAACUUCUAUUCAUAUUUCAAUCCAAAAACUCCAAUUUUUUAAUGUUCCCAACACGCGUUAGUCAUGAGGUUCUUCGAUAAUGAACAUGUGUAUUCACUUCAAAUGUCAAACUGACGCAUACGCUUACACAAAUUAUGCAGUUCAGCUUAAGCAUCAAUAAACUCACCUUAAACACCACAUUUAUUUGGUGUUAUACAACCCUAUAUAUCAAGAGUUUGGCCACACUGUUGCACAAAAUAUAAACAAAUAGGUUGUAAAUAGCAAGGAAAAUCUGGACAGCACAAAUAAUUAUGGAAACUGCGGUAAAGGAAAGGAGAAAGCGCACUUUCUGGAAUGAAUCGACAGAAGCUUACUUUGUCGAUUUGUGGGAGCAACAACGUGACCAAUUGCUAGGUGCGAAGAAAAAUACUCAUGUUUACCAGGAGAUGUCCGACGAGUUGGCUAAAUACGGCAUGGAACUCUCCGUGCUCGAUGUAAAAUACAAAAUAGCCAACUUGACUGCUAAGUAUAGAAAAUGCAGUAUGGACUUUGCAACAUCCACUGCGCCGGUGGCGUGGCCAUUAUACGAACAGGUGCACAGAAUAAUCAGCCGUAAGUCUUCCAACACCACCGAUGCUGCUUCUGAAGAAAGCAUGGAGAAUAAAGUUCCCGUUAACUUAGAAGCUUUUUUGACUCCUCUGGCGGCGCCUUUCUUCGAUUCCCACGCAUUUACACCGCUUCCGCCCUAUAGCACACAAUUGCCGGCUUCCGUAAAUGUGGGCGCGUCGAAAAGACAAAAUUCGGAAAAAAUAAUUUCGAUGUGCGAAAGCUUGAAGACAUCAGCCGACGAGAAAAACCAACUUAUGAGAGAAAUGGUCAAAGUGGAAAGGGAGAAAUUGGAGGUUUUGAAGGAUUUGCGGGAUGACAAUAAGAAACUUACGCAAGCAAUAUUGGAAUACUUGAGUCGAAAACAGUAAUAUUUUUAUUAUUAAGUAAUUAUUUACUAAGUGUUUUUGUUUUUAAUAUUAUUACUUUAAUUUAUUCGAUUUGAACUCGAUAUCCUAAACUCUAGACUUUGUUAAGUGGGUGAUGCAGCAGAUUUAUGCUAAAGUAGUAUAUUAUAAGUAUAAUUUUUUAUAUAAUUUCUUGGUUUGUAGAUGUGCAUUGAGUGUGCUUAGAACAGAUUUUACUGUUAGACCGUUAAAUAUCGAUAGCAUCUACGAUUGGGUGUUUCAUGCUGAAGUCCUUUUAUUAGUUACAACUAGCUAAUAUUUUAUAUAAUAAAUAAAAAAUACCUUAA